This is a messenger RNA of Oncorhynchus kisutch (coho salmon), 3586 nucleotides long. RefSeq names its product PIN2 (TERF1) interacting telomerase inhibitor 1 (gene pinx1). The transcript is spliced from 7 exons. NCBI's taxonomy places the organism in Eukaryota, Metazoa, Chordata, Actinopteri, Salmoniformes, Salmonidae. Bases 75 to 1283 code for a protein of 402 amino acids. Gene Ontology annotation, molecular function: telomerase inhibitor activity; nucleic acid binding. Gene Ontology annotation, cellular component: nucleolus. The record is from RefSeq and is a predicted model, not a curated record.
AGUAGGUAACAUUUUAUACAGGCACUUUUAGAGCACCCUUGCGGUCUUCCGUCAACGUGUUUAAAGACCCCAUCAUGUCCAUGCUUGCAGAACCCCGGAAAAAACAGAAGUGGUCUGUUGACCCGCGGAACAGCGCGUGGAGUAAAGACGAGUCCAAGUUCGGCCAGAAGAUGCUGGAGCGAAUGGGCUGGUCCAAGGGAAAGGGCCUGGGGAGAACUGAGCAGGGCUCCACAGAACACAUCAAAGUCAAAGUGAAGAACAACCAGCUGGGGCUGGGAACCACUGCCAGCCACGAGGACAACUGGAUCGCCCAUCAGGAUGACUUUAACCAGCUCCUGGCAGACCUCAACAACUGCCAUGGUCAAAACACUGCCAAUGAAGCCCCAUCGGAGGAGAAACAGCAGGAGAAGUCCUUCAGCCUGGAGGAGAAGUCAAAGACGUCCAGGAAGAGGGUCCACUACAUGAAGUUCACCAAAGGGAAGGACCUGUCCAGCCGCAGCCAGACAGACCUGGCCUGUAUCUUUGGGAAGAGGGGGACGAAGCGCAUAGCCGAGGACCAGGAAGAGGAGAGCAGUGGGCCAGACUCCCAGGGAAUGAACGAGAAGGAGACCAGGGCAGUUACAGCACCAGCUACAAAGGUUACGACCCCUGAACCUGAUGUAGAGGCCAUCACCAAGACAGUCACCAGCAACCUCUCCAUGCAGGAGUACUUUGCCCAGCGGAUGGCUCAGCUGAAAAAGGGUCGUGGCGAGGCUCCCACUGCAACCUCAUCACCAGAGACCAGUGAUACGCAGCAAGUCCCGGCUGAUUUUGUCACUGACCACACAGAGGAACUCACGUCAAAGAAGAAGAAGAAGAAGAAGAAGAGGAGAAAGAGAGAGAGGGAAGAGGAUGGCGUGGUGGUGGUGAAGGAAGAGUGUGUCGUAGAUCCCGUGUCAGAGGGGCGCGAGAAGAAGAGAAAGGGGGAGAGAGAAGAGGAUGACGUGGUGAUGGUGAAGGAAGAGUGUGUCGUAGAUCCCGUGUCAGAGGGGCGCGAGAAGAAGAGAAAGAGAAAGCGGGCGGAGAAAGAGGUGUUGGCUGAAGACUGCAGCGCCACCACUGGCGUGGAGCAGAACUACCAGGACCGCCAAAUUGUAGACUUAACAACGGAGUGCGAGGUUGUAAAUAAGAAAUGGAGGGAGGAGGUGGUUGUCGUGGAGGAUGAGGUGAUCGUGGUAAAAGAGAAGAAAUCUAAAAAGGACAAGAAGAAGAAGAAGAAGAGAAUAGAUCUACAUUCUUUGUAGAACUAUUAGAACCGUCUUCUCUUGAACGGGCGUCUCAAAUGGCACCCUAAUCCCUUUGUAGUGCACUACUCCCAUAUGGCUCUGAUAUAAAGUAGUGCACUAUAUAUUAUUAUAGAGAGAGAAUAGGGUACCGUUUGGGAUGCACUAUAGUCCUCAGGUUUCUGUGUUACAGUACAGUAGGCCUCUGUUCAUACAUGAAAGAACUGGGUCUAUGCACAGAGUGAUUCUCAUCGGGUAGUUUGGACUCAAUAUCUGCUGGAAAGAAUCUAGGUGGUCCUACGUUUCUGGAGCCAUUCAGGAUGAGUUUGGUGCUUUCCCAGAGAUACACUUUUAGAAUGAUCAUUGUGACUCUAUGUUCUCUGGAUGCCCCCUGUAGUCUCCCUAAAGUCUCCCUGUAGUCUCCCUAACGUCUCCCAGUAGUCUCUGCUUCCUGUAGUCUCCCUGUAGUCUCUGCUCCCUGUAGUCUCCCUGUAGUCUCUGCUCCCUGUAGUCUCUGCUCCCUGUAGUCUCCCGGUAGUCUCUGCUUCCUGUAGUCUCUGCUCCCUGUAGUCUCCCGGUAGUCUCUGCUCCCUGUAGUCUCUGCUCCCUGUAGUCUCCCGGUAGUCUCUGCUUCCUGUAGUCUCCCUGUAGUCUCCCUGUAGUCUCUGCUCCCUGUAGUCUCCCUGUAGUCUCUGCUCCCGGUAGUCUCCCUGUAGUCUCUGCUCCCUGUAGUCUCCCUGUAGUCUCUGCCCCUGUAGUCUCCCUGUAGUCUCUGCUCCCUGUAAUCUCCCGGUAGUCUCCCUGUAGUCUCUGCUCCCUGUAGUCUCCCGGUAGUCUCCCUGUAGUCUCUGCUCCCUGUAGUCUCCCUGUAGUCUCUGCCCCCUGUAGUCUCUGCUCCCUGUAAUCUCCCUGUGGUCUCUACUCCCUGUAAUCUCCCUGUAGUCUCCCUGUGGUCUCUGCUCCCUUUAGUCUCCCUGUAGUCUCCAUAUAGUCUCCCUGUAGUCUGUGUAUGAUGAUCUUUGAUGAAUUGGUAUUAGACAGCCAUUCUAAAACAGGACAGGGGGCCAUUCUACAACAGGACAGGGGGCCAUUCUACAACAGGACAGGGGGCCAUUCUAAAACAGGACAGGGGGCCAUUCUACAACAGGACAGGGGGCCAUUCUACAACAGGACAGGGGGACAUUCUACAACAGGACAGGGGGCCAUUCUACAACAGGACAGGGGGCCAUUCUAAAACAGGACAGGGGGCCAUUCUAAAACAGGACAGGGGGCCAUUCUAAAACAGGACAGGGGGCCAUUCUACAACAGGACAGGGGGCCAUUCUACAACAGGACAGGGGGCCAUUCUACAACAGGACAGGGGGCCAUUCUACAACAGGACAGGGGGCCAUUCUACAACAGGACAGGGGGCCAUUCUACAACAGGACAGGGGGCCAUUCUACAACAGGACAGGGGGCCAUUCUAAAACAGGACAGGGGGCCAUUCUACAACAGGACAGGGGGCCAUUCUAAAACAGGACAGGGGGCCAUUCUAAAACAGGACAGGGGGCCAUUCUACAACAGGACAGGGGGCCAUUCUACAACAGGACAGGGGGCCAUUCUACAACAGGACAGGGGGCCAUUCUACAACAGGACAGGGAGCCAUUCUAAAACAGGACAGGGGGCCAUUCUAAAACAGGACAGGGGGCCAUUCUAAAACAGGACAGGGGGCCAUUCUAAAACAGGACAGGGGGCCAUUCUAAAACAGGACAGGGGGCCAUUCUACAACAGGACAGGGAGCCAUUCUAAAACAGGACAGGGGGCCAUUCUACAACAGGACAGGGGGUCAUUCCACAACAGGACAGGGAGCCAUUCUAAAACAGAACAGGGGGCCAUUCUACAACAGGACAGGGGGUCUUAUAGAAAGGAAUUGAUGUGUGUUUGAUUUCGUAAUAACGUGUUCUCUUUUUAAUCAGAUGAAAUCAAGCUGUCAAUGUUCCCGGUCAAUGAAUCAAACUCAAAUGAAAACUGUUUAAAAAAAAUAUAUAAUAAUAAUCUGUUGAAGAAUUUCUAGAUGGGCUUUUUGCCAAUCAAUCUGACAUGCAAUACAUCCAGAACCUAGGACGACAUGAGGUCCACAUUGUCAUUGCAAUAGUGCAUGCAUUAACGCAUGUAUGUUAUGGUUCUACUGAUUUCUCUGAACCAGACCUGAUACAACUCCAAUCACCUUAUCAAUCCAUGAACUGCCUCGUCUCGUGUUUUAUAUUGAUCCGCUGCAAUUAUUGUCCUCCAUAUCAGUUGUCUUUCAGUUGGCUACUAAAAUAAAUACAUUGUUUAAACACGUGUC